GUGUGUUUUCCUCAGGUGUUGGUUUUAUUAUAAAAGUUGAAGUUUCUACUCUGACAGUGAACAAGAACAAACUGAUCCAACUUCAGUAAAAAUAAAAAAACAACCACAGGAAGAGGGCGGGGCAACGUUUCCAUGGAAACACGCAGGGCUUAGGGAGGGAGGGUGCAGGGGUAACCAUGGUAACAGUGAGGGUGUGGGGGGGUGGGGUCUGUCCUUUAACGUGGGACAGUUUAACAUCUGAUGACCUCCAACACACAUACACACACCUAACACACACACUCAUACACACUGACACACACUCAUACACACUCCAACACACAGGUACACACACACACACACACACACAUAUAGACACACACACUCUGGUGGUGUGUGUGUCUCAGAGCGACCUCUCUCUCUCUCUCUCUGGCUGCUGAUUGGCUGACGGGUCGUCCUCUCGUUUUAGUUCCUCGCUCUGAUUUUCAACCACCUGUGAUGUCACAGCCACACCUGAGCUGCAGGUGUCGUUUGGACACAUCUCCAUGGUAACACUGAUCCUACACUCACUCUCUGUGUUGCCAAGGAGAUAAACGGCCGAGCUCACCUUCUCUCUCACCUGUCUGUCUUCUUCUUCUUCUUCUCUUCCUAAAUCAGCACACCUGUGGGUAACUGUUCAUUCGUUAAGUUUGUCAUCGUCGUAUUGCACAUGUGUGUUUAUUUUCUCUUUAUUCAUGUAUUGCUGAUUUGUGUUUGGGCUGUAUGCUGCUCUUAAUGUCUGCUCCUUGUUAACCGUGAAAUGAAUUGUCCUUUGGGGAUUGAUCACGUUGUCUGAAUCUAUUUUCUCUAACCUGCAGUGAAGCUCCGCCCCCUACCUCAUCUGGUCCAAUCAUCUGUCACUCUACCUGUCUGUGCUCCGAAACACACACACCUACCUGCCUUUCUCGCGCUCUCUCUCUCUCUCUCUCUCUCUUCAGUCUCGUUCGUCCCUCUCUACUCGUCCUCGUCCUCAUCCUCAUCUUCAUCCUCUCCUUCCUCCUCCUCCUCGUCCUCCCCGCCCUGAGCGGAGGAGCCGGGGUUUCUGGCGUAGGUGCCGCCGCCGCGGUAGGCCACCAUGUCCUGAGGGAGGGACAGAGUGUGUUAGAGUCGUGCCCACAGACUCACCUGUUCCCUCACCUGUGUGUGUGUGUGUGCGUGCGCGUCUCACCCGGUCGUAUUUCUCUCGUAGUUUCUGAGCCUUCUCCUCGUACGGCUGCUUCUCGCUCUGAGACAGUUUGCUCCACAUCUCUCCUAGCUUCUUUGCACAGUCUCCUAUAGACAGACCGGGGUACUGCUGCUUCACGCUGGGACGGUACUCACUGCAGAACACAAAGAACGCAGACCUGCGCACACACACACACACACACACACACAAAGAGAGACAAACACGCACAUUAGACUCUUUCAUGCACAGGACUUCAGUGAUUGGCUGUGAGGGAAACCAAACAAAUGGUUUUUAUAGACCUGUGGAAGAACAAGAUCAAUUCAUUUGACUGAUCAUGUACAUACAUAUCUGAGCACCAACACACCGCCUGAGCUAACAGGAACACCAGAACUAAUCCCAAAUCUGUACCACAUACGGAACGGCGCCGAUUUUCGCCAUUCGCCAAUUCCUACUGGAUCAGUUUGUGAAGCAAACUUUGUGGCGGAUCACGAGAACUCAAAAGAACCCGCAGAUUCAAUUGCAAUUGCGCAACAACGAGUGUGUCCUUCCAGAGGAGGAAAUCUACUUCUAGACUUCUAGAAUCAGCAUCUCCUCAUCCAUGGUGUCAUCGGGGUGAAAUGACGUCUAAAAACCUUUCACUUGUUCGUCUCCGCCCGUUUGCAUGGUGUGAAAUCUGAUGCUGGCAGGAAAAGCAAACAUGGAACGCCAUAACCAAAUAGGCGGUAUAGCGUACAGGAACAUCAGAGCAGAACAUGGACUGGAAACCCUGAGGUCAAAAUGGGAAGAACCUCCCAAGGUGAUGGAGAAUGACCGAGCCAAGAUCCUGAAGGACUCCCAGAUACAGACCAACAAAAUGGUUAUGGCCAACCAACUGGACAUCUUAAUCGUAGACAAACAGCAGAGUAAAGCUGUUGUGGUAGAAGUCGCCAUCCCAAGUGAUACCAACAUCACGAAGAAGGAACACGAGAAACUAGAGAAGAACCGAGGGCUCAAAGAGGAACCUGGAGAAAGCCUGGAAGGUGAAGGCAACAGUGGUGCCCGUGGUUAUCGGGGCAGAAACCCCCACACUGGAGAAGAAGUGGCUCCAACAGAACCCUGAGGAAUCAUCAGAAACAUCUCAGUCCAGAAGAGUGCAGUCCUAGAAACAGCAAGGAUACUGGGCAGGACCCUCAAGCACCCAGGUCUCUGGUAGAGGACCAGAACCUGAAGAGACACAAUACCGCCCAGGGUGGGCGAGAGAAGAGUGGUAUGCAGUGUCAGGAUACUCUUGACCAGAUUUUUAUACUGGUUUGAUUUCAAAGCCUCAAUCCCAACAUGUUUUCUAGAUUUACAUCAUUCUGCAAACAGCAUUUUUCAGACAGAAGGUUUCUGGACAAACAGCCCCGAGCUGGGAGAGGUCGUUAUCAUGUUGAGACUAAGUUUGUUUAAAGACAACGGCUCACAAACAUUUGUUUUUUUUACAGUUUUCAUGAUUUUACCUGAAGCAGAUUGAAGACGGCUGGAGUAAAGACGACACUCAAACAAACCAAACCAUCCAGACUGCUGAGGAGGUCCGAUUUCUGUCCUCAGAGUCAGAACCAAACAUGAGGAAACACCUCACUGUUUGAUCCUCCAAAUAUCUGACAAUAUCUGGAGAGUCUCAGCUCCUUCAAAUCCAGUAUGAAGACUUGUCUGUUCAUGUUAGACUGACUGACGAACGUUUUAAUCACACAGUCUUCAGUUUGAAGCUUCAGUGUUUCACAUAUUCAGUUUCAGGGUCGAGUUAAAACACCGAACAUGUGGUUAGUUCAUUAAAACACCUGCAGGUUUCCUUCAUGUUGUCGAAACAAACGCUAAAAUCACAGACAGACGAACGUGAUCAGUUACGGUUUUAUGGUCUGCUGCUCUUUUCUUCUUCUGGUCCACAGUCUCUGAGGUUUUGAGGUUUUGAGGUGAGGACUCCCUCUGGUGGAUCUGACUGUUCCCUGUAGGAUUGAAAAUGUCUGUGUGGUGGUUCAAAUGAGACUUUUUUGGGUGUAGUUUUUCAGGAUUCAGCUCCCAGUACCCCGGGUUUCUCUAGGAGUCAGUUAUAGGAAGAAAAAAUCGAUUCAUGGAAGUAUUUUUGCAAUUUUUUGUUUUACAUAUUUUAAAUUGAUUUUUUUGCUCAGAAAUCUUUUUUUUUUUUUUUAUUUAAGAAUAAAUCUUAAAAACCGACUUACAUGUGAUGUGUAUUUUUUGGGGAAAUAUAGUUCCUGGAAUAGUCAGUAGAUAAUCAUAAUCAUUCAACUGUUUCACUGGAGUUAAAAAUACAGACUAAAAAUCGAGAAAACCAACAAUAUUAUGGAAUCGCAAUUUAAAUCGAAUUGGCAUCCAAAAAAAUCGUAGAAGAAUCGAAUCGGGAGAAAAGCAGAUCGUCCCAGCCCUGGUCAGUCACGUUAUUGUUUUAUUAUGGCCCAUUUUAUAAGUGUCUCAUCACUAUAUUCUGUUUUUGGUCGACACAUUAACUCACUCGAUAAUUAAGACAAAAUAAAUACGGACGAAAGUGAACAGGAGACAGGUCAGUCUGGGUGUGAAGUCUUGAUUUAAAUCCUAAUAAUGGGGUUUAAAGUAAUGAGCCCGUUUUAUCAGGUUAUUUUGAAAAAGCUCAAAUUAAAGUCCAGGUUUUGAAAGUUAACCCCUUCACCUGAAACACACGUUUGCUUUUAUUCGUCUUCAUCUUUGUUUGAAGUUCCCGCUCCUCUCAGCUCAUUCCUGCUCUCUGGUGUCUGACAGACUCUGAAGACUCAAACCUGAACAGUUUCAAGUUUGACCGAAUCACAAACUUCCAGAGUCUUUUAACUUCAUUUAAAAACCGUCUCAUACGUCUCCUCUAUCAUAUAAACGUACGUUCCCUAAACCUCCAUACAGAGCGAUAAGGAACCCCAAAAAAAGAGUGUAAGGUGAGUUCAGUUUCAGGUCCGGACAGACAUCAGUUCAGUCAAUAAGGUUUAGGACAGAUUAAAAACUCGCCACAGAGACAGAAUCAAGUGAGGAAGAUGAUCCUAGUGGGCGAUCUAAUGAGGACACGUAAAGACAGCUGUAACUGGUCGACCCGUCCAGGUAUCUUAUAUGUCUGGGGGGUGGGCCUGGGACUUACGGGGGUCUCUUGGGGGCGUUGGGGUCUUUCCUCUUGCGGCCCCUCUUCCCAAAGCCCUUCGGGGGGACGUAGUCUCUCAUCUCUCGGUUGUAGCGCACCUUGUCAGCCUUCGCCAUGUCCUCAAAACAUUUCUUAUCGCUGGCAGAAAGCGCCUGAAACACAGACACACAGUGAGCACUCUGACCUCUGACCCAACCGCAUACCUGUCACUAACUCCCCCCGCCUCACCUUCCACCUCUCAGAGCACUUCUUGGAGAACUCGGCAAAGUUGACGGACUGCUCGGGGUUCUUCUUCCUGUGUUCCUCUCGACACGUCUGCACGAAGAAGGCGUAAGCCGACGUCUUCCCCUUCGGCUUGUUUACGUCUUUGCGCAUCAUACUGACGGCCUGACAGGUGGAGAACAAAGACAGGGAACAGUUAGUGAACAGUGUAAUGCUCCUUUAAUGAAACCGUUAUAAUAACGAUCACUAAUUGAUCAUUUUUCAUUUGAUGUUGCACCGACUAAAAGGUUUACAGUCGGGUCGGUCUUGGUUCACUAUAACGAGUUAUCGUGAAGUUCACGUCUCGAUGGCGGCUGAUGGAUUCAACUUUUUUAUUUUUUAACCUCCCAACAGUUUUUAUCGUUUUCAUUCUGUUCUGUCACUUGAAAUUUACUGGAGUAGCAUUUUAUUUCAAAAUAAAAGCAUGUGUUUAAAAAUCAUGAUAACUCCUCCCACUCACUCCUGAUUGUGUUUCUGUGACGUCAUUAUCCUGAAUAUUUUGGUCAAAAUAAUCUCGGGGUGAAAUUGUUUUAUCGUGACAGCUCUCUUAUAUCUUUUGUUUUAAAUGUGCAAAUAUAACAAAUCAACACUCAUGCUCUGAUCCAGUAUGUAAAUUAUAAUCAAUGAAAAAGUUUGCACUAAAGUUGAUCCAAGUGUAAGCAGGCCUGUUUAGUAUUAUAUAUAUAAUUGGUAUAUCUGAGCAGCAGAUGGAUGUAUGUAGGCAGAUGUGUGGAUAGUUUCAUUGACAGCACACAGACAACAGACUUUAUUUCUUAAAAAGACUCGUCGGCACAUCUCUACUCAGAAACCGCUGAGUUCACAGGUGACAGUGUGAUCAGAUUAACGGCAUUUUGAUUCCCGUGUUUCAGCGACUACUGUCAUCAUCACCUUCACUAACCCUAGAACAGGUGUUUCCACCCUAGUCUAUUAGACUAAUGAGCAUGUAAGGUCUGAAUCGGGUUUUAUUCCAAAUAUCGCCAUUCAGGGUUAAUACUCGACUGUCAAACGUCCAAUGAAGGUACAUUUUCCAUUUGGUAGGUAAUUCUCAGGAGUUUAAAUGUUUAUACCACAGUAGUAAUUCAACAAAAAGAGAAACCUAUACAGAGUUUUUGAUCCCAUAAAGAUGGACCUGCAGCACCUUCGCCCACUCCUCUGCUGUCUGCAGCUCUGAGCUUUGCAGGGUCAGUCUGGUGCAUGCAGACAUAAUGUGAUGAAAUCAGUGACUAAGUAAAUGAAUGAAUGUGCACUAAUGCACACAUAUGGUAUAUAAAUAAGUGUGGAUGAUUGGUUUAAUAAACAAAAUCUGUUUAUAUUACACAGAUAAUGUAGGCUCUCUAUUACUUAAAAACGUAUUUGUGUGGCUCAGGGACCUCUGUGACCUCCCCGCGCAGCCUUCUUCUGUGAUUAUAACUCUGCUUUUAAGUAAUAUUCAAGAUUAGAUCAAAUUUCCUCUGUCAUACUCUUUCUCAAGUUUUAUCAUAAUACCUUACAAUCAGUUUAGAAAGUACCACAGCAAAUGUGCAUUUAAUACUAAUGAACCAUUUAUUAUCUUGGCUGUUUACCCUGCAUUAUAUUUUAUCUACAGAUGGCUGAACAAAUCCAAAUACUUUCUGCCUUGUGUUAUCUUAUAUCCUGUUCAUUAUUUUUUUCUCAUUUUGAUUUAAAUGUUAAACUUUAAAUAUCAACUAUCAGCUGAGCUGCUCUUUAAUUGUCAGAAUCAGCUGAUUGAAAUUAAAAAAAAAAAAAAAAAAAGCUGAAUAUGAAUCAAAAAUAAUUUGUAAAUGCUUCCAAAUAGAGAAUCAUUUUACAAUUAACUUCAAGUUUCUUAUCAAUUAAUCAACCAAUUAACAAACGUGUUGGCUGAUAAAACAUUUGGGUGGAAUGACCCUUUAACCUGUAAGUCUAAUAAUGUUCAUUAUUCAGAUUCAGCCUUUUUAUAAGAGUGUACGUUUCUCAUAUAAACCCCAUUAUUAUUAUAGCGUUUGUCCUGUAAUGAAGAGCCCGUGUCUGUGGCUCUAAUAAACGGCUCCUCUCUGCUCCCAGGCUGCUGCUGCUGCUGCUGCUGAAUAACAAAGAGAACAAAGUGGGGAUCCAUUUUCUCUGUCGGGGGGCUGGAGGCCCACAAACCCGGGCUGCAGCCUUCAUCGGCCGGUCAUUGAGCCGGGACAUCUCAGCGGUGCCUGUCCGGCCGCUCCGCCGGAGCCGGAGCUGAGGGGAGCCGCGGAGGUGAAGAAAAGCUCGGCUAGCUUCGUGUUAGUCCGUGGAUCUAUUCUCUGUUGCAGUGAGCUUAGCCGUGCUAACAGCUAACGGGCAGAACAAUGGGACACCAUUUGCUUCCCGCCCUCUGCAGAGCUAGCCGCCCCAUCCCCCUCUGCUAGCAGCGCGCUAACGGGCAGGAAAAAAAAAAACUAUUUUUUUCCACAGUAACGCCUUAAAAUACAACUAAAUCCCCCCUUUUCUUCGGGGAUUUUAUUUCCGAAAUAUGUUUCAACAUUUUUUCCAAACGGGCAGGUUUGCAAUGGAAAGAAGGGGGAUAGUAUGAGGGCUACGCAUUUUUCAACGCAGGGCUCCGUCUAUCACCAGAAGAGGUCAGCGUUGUAUGGACGGGACGCGACUAUUUCCUGACAUUCAUGCCUCAUAAAUGGGCGUUACGUGUUUACAACAACACGCUCCGAACAGUCCCCGGCGCGCGCUCUCACAAACCCCCGAACCUGAGGAGAAAUGUCUCCAGCGGCCAUUUUAUCACUCUCUCUGCCUCACAUCAUCUCUCCAUGACGGAUCUUUACACGGACAGAAAAACCACCGGGACACCGCAGCCAGCUCAUUUUCAGGGGGGAAUUACAGAAAUCUGGCCCGGCUCCGGUUCGGGGAAGGGAGGACGGGUACUCACUCGUCAGGAGGGCCGGGUUCAGGUUGAAGCAGACUCUGGAUCGGUUCUCGGAUUUUUCGGGUUCUUGGGUUCUUGUUGUUGUUUGGGGGCUGAAGCUCAGACUGGAGACGUUGGUUCACUUUCAAACUGGGUCGAGCUCCGGCUCGGCCCCGCCCCCCAGCAACGCCCCCGUUGGUUAUUCCCAUUCAGUGGGCGGGAACACAGUCCGCCAUCAUGGGCGGAGUGCCGAUGCAUUCUCGUCGGUGAUUGGCUUUCCGGGACGCAGGUCAGCAGCGCAUUGCUUCACAGCCCCACCCACCCAGCGACUCCAACAGGGCGGGAAUUCUACACUCACAACAGGGUGGAGCCAGAGCGUGUUCCUACCUUUCACUGGCUAGAGUCAAUGGCUGUCACAUCAAGCAGCCAAUCAGUGGAGAGAUGGAGGAGUGGCUACAGAACGCAGCAAGAAGAGGGAUGAAGACGGAGACUAUAAUACAUUUUUUUGUAUUUUAAGAUGUAAUAAUAUUAAACUGUAAGACUAAUAUUGAUGAACAUGAUGCAACAAUUACGGAAAAAUACUCUGAAUAAAGUGAAACGUGUUUUUAUGGUCAUUAUUUAAAUGAAAACAGUAUGUUUGUAGGGUUCUGUCAUUGUGUGUUUGUGUGUGUGUUUGUGUUGGCAGCUGUGGGGCCAUAUUCCUUCGCUCUUGUGUGUGUGUGUGUGUGUGUGUGUCAUCACAUCACUCAGCACAGUGGUUUUAACACAAGAUCUUGAAGCACUACAAUAACUCAAAAUUAGUAUUAGUAUUCAAAGGGAAGAAAUAUACAACAUGCAGCAUUUACACAGGGAAAGAGAGACUGUUAUUCAUGCUGGUUAUUAAACAUGAUGGAUCAAUCUUCAGAUUUUGACAAAAGUUAUUUCCAAGUACGUUAAGCCCCCCUGCGUUGCUAAGAAAUGGUCGAAUAAAUUGAUCAUGUGACCAAAUCUUUAAGAGAUGGGCAUCAAUUAACGGAGUCUGUGAAGGUUAGAAGCACAUGGGUGAAGAAGGGGUUAGACAUUUAUUUACAAAAAAAAAUGUCUUCCCUCUGUAAAGUGAAUUUUAUUCUUUAGUCGUCAGUUUGAUUAGAAUUGUGUUCAGACCAAAAAAGAUCAUUUUAGAUUAGUUUUAUUCAUCAAUUGUGGUAUCUGUGAGGGGGGAGUGGGCUAACAGUUCAACAGUUUCAGAAUUAAGUUCCUGAGUGGAUUUCAUCGUCAACUUACCCCAUACACAGGGUAAGUUGACCAUAGGAGACCACUUUAUUUUGUCCUGCUAUAUUCUGAAGAUGACAGUUCUGUUUACACUCAUUCUGUUGGUUUGCAGGGAUGAACAACAUCCUGAAAUAUCUGCAGAUACACGAGUUAGAGACAAAACUAGGACUGACUUGAUGGAGUGAUCCCAAACAUGAAAAAUGGAUCAUGUUACCCCACUCUCCCCUAUAUGAAAAAAACAACAACCAUGACUAUCAUCUGUUGGUAUUUUUGACAAUAAGAUUUAUUACAUCAUAAAGCCUGAAAAGUACAUCAUGUUUAAAAAGAGUUUACACUUAUACAUUUCUACACACUCUGUGGUCUGCUAAACAUCUCGUUCACCAUUCUGUGAGAGACUGUGUGAGCUAACAGUUCGACAGUUUCAGAAUAAAGUUCCUGAGUGGAUUUCAUCGUCUACAGAACAUCAGAUCAUUCAAAGAUUCAGAGGAUCUGGAGAAAUCUCUGUUCUAAAGGGACAAGGGCAAAAACCAGGACUGGAUGGUCCUGAUCUUCAGGGCAUUAAAAACAGACAGGACUCUGGAGUUGAAAUAACCGCAUUGACUCAGAAUCACUUAAAAAAACCUUGACUGUAAAACACAAUUCAUCACUGCAUCCACUAAUGAGGUUCAAACUGAACCAUGCAAAGACCAGAACAUAACAAAAUCCAGGACCACCAGAGACUUCUCUGGACCUGAGCCCAUUUAAGGUGGACUGAGGGGAAGGGAAAACUGUCCUGAGGUCUGAGGGAUCAGAAUCUGACGUUGUUUUUGAAGGUCAUGGACUCUGCAUCUUCCUCUCUGAAGAGUAGAGAGUCCACACGGUGUACCAGCUAAAGAUGUGUUAAAAAGAGCCAACAGGCCUCUUUGUUGUUAAACUCUGUUAAACUGUGCGUCAUAGUAAUUUAGCUUUAUUAACAUUACUUCAACAUUCAUUCACAACAUUAAACAACACUGCGCUGAAACAGGUUUGACUUUUCUGAUGUAGAGUCGGUUCACCCCAAAAUGAUCUUUACAACAACGGUACGAUAUCAAGUACUUUCUCUCUUCUUUCUCGCAUGUGAUUAGAAUUGUGUUUUUUUUUCUCGGCUGAGUGGCGUCCUGAACUCGUUCUCCCUAAUUUAAGCCUCUGCAGACACCGUAGUUUAGCAGGAUGGCAUGUAGAAGGACACGAUAUCUCUUUCCUGUAGGUCCAAUAAGAGGGAGAGGGAAUGAAAAAGUUGACCUGUUGGCAAAAACUGCGAUAAAAUCACAGGAAAUAGACGUAGUGGUAAAACUUUCCAAAACAGAAGUUAAAUCUGUAAUUAAGAGUCACACUUUAAAAAUAUGGCAAGAAUACUGGAAUAUGGCUGACACAGGGCGACAUCUGUACAAAAACCUGUUGGCAGAAUUAAAACACAAAGGAGGAGGAGACAGUAUUAACCCGUCUAAGAACUGGACAUACAGGACUCAACCAGAGCCUGAAUGAAACAGGACUUUGAGAUUACUGUAAGGCAGGGGAACAGUUAAACAUGAACUCACUGACUGUGUUUAACACACAUAGAAAAGACAACAUGUUAGUAACCAACCUGAGAAAGAAAAUCUAGAUCUCACUGUAGAGAAUCUGUCAGGGUCAGCAUCUGAAAAAGUAUUCAAGUCAUUAAUGAAGGAUUUAAGGGGGACUGGCUUAUUGUACAGAGGCAUAUAUCUGUUUUUUUUUUUUUUUUUUUUUUUCCUGCUUAAUUUCCUGUACCACACUCCAAUCCAGUGGGUGGCGGUAAUGCUCCUUAAGUUGGUUGCCAACCGAAGAAGAAGAAGAAGGUGGGCCGUGGUGGACAGCACGUGGAUGGCAGUCGCGGGCUGAGAGGAGGAUCGUCAUCGUGGUUCGGUGUGGGCGCGAGAAUUGAAGUGACUGGAGUGUAUGAAUGUACUUCGGAGGAUAAAGCAAAGUUACGUCUGAGAUUUAGCUGGGUGAAUUAGAUAAUCGGUCAGAUUAAAAUAACGUUAGGGUUUCCGGGGACGGGUAUCGACCGACGGCCUGUAUAGGUCCGGACCGGUGCCCGUUACCUUGCUUUCUUUAUUUCUUUCUUUCUUUAUUUCUUUCUUUUCUAUAACCUUAGCGGAUAGGGAUGAAAGGUAGGGGUAGGAGGGGGUCUAGGGCCGGGAGGGAGGAUGGAAGUGUAGGGAAAGGGGAUGGGGGACAGGGGAGAGAAGGAAAGAGACCAAGAACGAACAGUCAAAAUUCAUCGAACGAAGAAGACAUGGAGAGUUUUAGUUCUGAGGGAGAGAGCAGGGAGGAAGGAACUAGGUUGGUUAUACGGUUUGCUGAGGGAGGUGGGAUAGGGAAAAUGAAUCCGUUUAAGCUGACAAGGGAACUGACAGGGAAGUGCGGAGAGCUGAAGUAUGCGAGGGUUUUGGGAGACGGCAAUUUGAUUGUGGAAUGUUCAAGUGAUGUCCAGGAAGCCUUGGUGAGGAAGUUAACUAAGGUGGGUGAGAGUAGAGUGGUGAGGGUAGUGCGGGUUGGAGUGCAGGGGAGAAGAUGUAAGGGAGUGAUUACUGGGAUUCCUAUCGAGGUAGGGGAUGAGGAGUUGAAGGAGAAGCUACGUGCUAGGGGCACGGGAAUUGCCAAUGUUAAAAGAAUGACAAGGGGUCCAGAAAAGAAGACAACCGAGACAGUGUUGGUAGAAUUUGAAGGAGAGGUAAUCCCAGAUAAAGUGUACCUAGAGUACAUUAGCUAUUUUGUGAGGGCAUUUAUACCGAAGCCGAUGAGGUGUUACAAGUGUCAGUCAUUUGGCCACAUUGCAAGAUAUUGUAAGGAGAACAGGAGAUGUGCGAGGUGCACUGGGGACCAUGAGUAUGGGAAAUGUGGGGAGGGUACCAAGCCAAGAUGCUGUAGCUGUGGGGGGGAACAUAGUGUCACGUUUGGGGGUUGUCCAGUUAUGAAGAGGGAGGCAGAAGUUCAGAAAAUCAGGGUGCUAGAUAAGAUAAGUUAUGCAGAGGCAGCAAAGAUGGUAAGACAGAGGGAGGAAAGGUCACAGGGAGUAGAGGAGACAGGGGGUGGUGGAAGAAAGGGGACUUGGGGGUUGGGGAGAGAGCAGUCAGAUCAGGAUAGGAUAGGGAUAGACAAAAGGCAGUUAAUAGUAUUUAUUGUGGCAGCUAUCAACUCAACAAGCAAGUCUACAUCUAAGACCACCAAUAUACAAUAUAUUGUGAAGGCAGCAGCUGAUCAUCUGGGGAUGGAAGGACUAAAGUGGGAGGAGAUAGAGGCGGAGAUUAAGAACCAGAGUCGAAGCCAGGAGGUAGGAAAGUCACCUCAUGCUCAUGGUUCGGGUGCUGCAGUGGAAUGCUAGGAGCCUGAUGGCUAAUGGACAGGAGAUGAAACACUAUAUAAGGAAGAUGAAGAUACAGCCAGACGUAGUUUGUGUUCAGGAAACUUUUUUGAAACCUAGCUUAGAUUUUAAGGUUAGUGGGUAUAUGACAAUCAGGAGGGAUAGGAGUGAAGAAGAAGCAAGAGGAGGGUGCGCAAUAUUUAUUAGGCAGGGUAUUUCUUAUAGGUUGAUAGAAAGUGGGGAAGAGCAGGAAUAUAUAGUGGUAGAGUUGUGGGAGGGAGGGGAGGCGGUGGUUAUAGUUAACUACUAUAAUCCAGGGGGAGGUUAAUAUUGGAUAGGUUAGUUAGGAUAAAAGGGGUUGAUAGACGAAAGGUUAUCUGGUGCGCAGACUUUAAUGCACAUAACACUUUGUGGGGUGGGAAACACACAGAUGUAGAUGGUAGGGUAGUUGAGGAGCUAAUGGAGGAGAGGGAAUUAGUAUGUUUAAAUGAUGGGAGAGGGACUAGAAUAGAUGUCAGAACAGGAAAUGAGUCAGCUAUAGAUAUUACAUUGGUAUCAGCAAGUUUGGCAGGAGUCAGUAAAUGGGAAGUGUUGUCAGGAAAGUCGCUAGGUAGUGAUCAUUAUUUAAUCAUGUGUACAGUAGGGGGAAGAGUGGAGGUGGGGGCGGGUAGGGGGCUCCGGAAAUGGGUGUACAGUAAAGCAGAGUGGAAUAAAUUUAGGGAGGUGAGUGAGGGUCUACUGGAGGUAGUUGAUACAAACAGGGAUGUGGAAGAAGUCAACAAUAGUGUUACAACAGCAAUAAUCACAGCAGCAACUCAAGCUAUUCCGAGGAGCAGAAAUGGGAGGACCAGGAAGUUAGUUCCAUGGUGGUCAGAGGAGUGUAGCAAGGCAGUGAAAGCCCGAAAUAAAGCAUUCAGAAAGAUUAAACAAAACCAUACUAUGGCAAGUCUGUUAGAAUAUCAGAGAGCACAAGCAUUGGUGAGGAGAGUAGUUCGACGCACAAAGAGGGAGAGUUGGAGACAGUUUUGUAAUGGUAUAGGGAGAACAACACCAGUAGGAGAAGUAUGGGGUAUGAUAAGGAAGAUGGGAGGGGAAGGAGGGAGUGGGAAUAUCCUGUAAUUACAGAGGAAGGAGAGACAGCAGUAAAUGAUAAGGAAAAGGCUGAGAUGAUAGCCAGGGCAUUUGCAAAGGUGCAUAGUGUAGACAAUCUGACAAUGGAGGGGAAGAGGAGAAGAGAGAUGACUCAGAGUAGAUAUCCAGGUGCUCUAGACAGGAGGACGGAUUCAGGGGGGGAGAUAGACACCAGAUUUACUAUGGCAGAGCUUGUGAGAGCGGUUAGGAAGGCAAAGCCUACAGCUCCAGGGGGAGAUCAGGUAAGCUAUGUAAUGCUGAAAAAUUUAGGGGAAAAGGGGAUGAACAGGAUGUUAGAAUUGUAUAAUAAGGUAUGGGAGGAGGGAAGGCUACCGAGUGUAUGGAAGGAAGCAGAGGUAGUACCGAUCAGGAAGCCAGGUAAGGACCCAUGCUCUCCUUCUAGCUACAGGCCAAUAGCUUUGACUUCGAACAUUUGUAAAAUUAUGGAAAGAAUGGUAACAGAGAGAUUGACAUAUGUGCUUGAAAAGAGAGGUACGCUGGCGAGAUGCCAAAGCGGAUUUAGAAAAGGUAGGAACACAAUGGACGCAGUGGUGAGACUAGAAAGUGAGGUGAGGAAGGCGCAGGCAAAUAAGGAAUCUGUAGUGGUAGUGUUUUUUGAUAUAGAGAAGGCAUAUGACAUGAUGUGGAAGGAAGGAUUACUGAUUAAGUUGCAGGGGAUGGGGAUUGGGGGCAGAGUUUUUAAUUGGGUAAAGGACUUUUUGAAUGAUAGGAAGAUUCAAGUUAGAAUAGGGUCAGAGAUAUCUAGUAAAUAUGAAGUAAGGAACGGCACUCCCCAGGGGAGCGUAGUUAGCCCACUAUUGUUUCUUAUCAUGAUUAAUGAUGUUUUUUCAGAGGUACCAGCAGAUAUAGGAAGCUCACUGUUCGCAGAUGACGGAGCACUGUGGAAGAGAGGGAGGAACACCAAACAUUUAGUCACUAAGGUGCAGACAGCGAUUGAUGGGGUGACAGAGUGGGGAUUAGAUUGGGGGUGUAGGUUUUCAGUAGAGAAGACUCAAACUAUAAUUUUUACCGGGAAGAGGGUGGGAGUAGAUGUGUCAUUGAGUAUGUAUGGUAGGCAACUGGAGAGGGUUGAGGCAUUUAAGUAUUUGGGGGUGGUAUUUGAUAAGAGGUUAACCUGGGCAGAUCAUAUCAAGCGGGUAGAGGGUAAGUGCAGGAAAGUGUUGAAUGUGAUGAGGUGUCUUGCAGGCAGAGAAUGGGGGGCGAGCUGUGAUGCAUUAAAAACAGUAUAUGUAGCUAUGAUUAGGUCAGUUAUAGAUUAUGGGUGUAUAGUUUAUGGAUCAGCAGCAAAGUCCCUUUUAGGAAAGCUAGAUACGAUCCAGACAAGUGCAUUAAGGAUCUGUAGUGGGGCCUUCUGGACGUCACCAGUGCCUGCAGUACAGGUGGAGUUGGGUGAGAUGCCGCUAUGCCUGAGGCGCAAACAUCUCAUAGCAAACUACUGGGUUAGUUUAAAGGGCAGCAGUGGUACCCACCCCACAAAAGGAGUGAUAGAGGAGUGUUGGGAGGAGGGGAAAGGUAAGAGGGAGCAUUUUGGUAGGAUGGGGAAUAGAAUAACAGCAGAGCUUGGGGUGGGGGAGAUGGAGGUAGACCUAACAAUAGUGUAUCCAGCAAUGCCACCAUGGAGAAUGAUAUGGCCAACAGUGGAUUGGAGUGUAAUGGGAAAGAAAAGGAAAGAGGGAGGACAGGUAAGCUUGGUCAGCGUAGUUAAUCAGCGCCUGAGGGAAGAAUAUAGCGGAUUUGUUCAGGUAUACACGGAUGGGGCAAAACAACCUGAGACGGGGGUGACAGGAUUAGGGGUAGUGGUGCCAUCGAGAGGAAUUGAAAUCAAUAGAAGGACAUCAGACGGUCUAGCGGUAAACACAGUGGAGAUGUUGGGGGUGAUGAUUGCACUGAAAUGGGUGGAAAAAGUUAGAGUAAAGAGGGUAGUUAUAUGCACGGAUUCAGCAUCAGUUUUAGCUAGCAUUAGAUCAUUCCAUUCAAGCAGCCGUCAGGGUUUAUUAUAUGAAAUAUUACAGUCAGUAACAAGAAUAGUACAGCAGGGGGGUCAGAUCAGUUUUUUAUGGGUUCCAGCACAUAUAGGGGUGGAAGGAAAUGAGAAGGCAGACGUGAUGGCUAAGGAGGCGUUAGGGAAGGAAUCAGUGGAGCUGAAUGUUAGGUUAAGUAAAGCGGAAGUUAAGAGUAUGAUAUGGGAAAAGCUUAUUCAAAUGUGGCAGAAGAAAUGGGAGGGUGAGAAGAGAGGAAGGCAUCUUUAUAAGAUUCAAGAAAGUGUUAAAGUUAGGAGGUUGGGUAGUGGACAGAGAAAGGAAGGGUCAGCAUUGAUAAGGUUGAGGUUGGGUCAUUGCGCAUUAAACAAAACACUGAAAAUGAUAGGGAAACACCAGACUGGGUUAUGUGAGGGAUGUCAGGUGGAGGAGUCAGUGGAGCAUGUACUAAUGGGUUGUAGGAGAUAUGAGAUGGAAAGGGGAGAGAUGAGAAGUAAGUUGAGGGAAUUGGGUAUGCAGGACCUUACACUAAAGGGAGUAUUACAGAUGGGGUACAGGGCACAUGUGAGAGUGUUAGUCGAGUUUUUAAGGGUGACGGGGUUGAUUGAUAGGAUUUAGUCAGUAGGAGUAUGAAAGUGUGAGUGAAUGAGAUGGGAAAGGGUGGUGCACAGGGGGUUUUGCAUAAGAAUUGCCAGAAGAGGGCGGUAAUGCACCGUACACAAGAGUGCCAACUGCCGUUAAACUAGAAGAAGAAGAAGAAGAAGAAGAAGAAGAAGAAGAAGAACAGGAAGUAGGAAGUCUGGUUCGAAGUUGUUUUGCGGGAGCGGCGUGUGAGCGAGAUGGGUCGCAGUGAUCAGACGAGUGAAUUUGACGACAAAUCUAAUUUAUCAUUAUUCCAUUAGACCUGAGAUGAGCAGAGACCCGGAUAUGGAGUCAGUUCAGCGCGUCGUGGAGGAGCUGCAGCCCGGCGGAGAGGCCGUUAGUACAGUCUCUGUUUCCAGCUUCACAGUUUUCUGCUUAAACUCUGUCAUUUAUAUCGAUUAAAUAAUGUUUAAAUUCACACAGAGGUCCCUUCAGAGUUGGGACAGAUGCAUUAAAGAAUAAACCAACAUGAUUAUUGUAUGUUUGAACACAGGUUUGAUUUUAAUUCAGUUAUAAAGAACAUGAAUAAUCUCGAGUUAAGACAAGCUGCGAUGACAACAGUAUAAAUAACUAACUAACUAACUAACCAACCAACCACCGUUAACUAAGCUAGCUAUAUAAUGAAGCAGCAGAAAUAUUCGGCUGCACGAUGUUGGAAAAAACUAACUUCAUUUUUGUUCAACUCUGUGAUAUACAUGACGAUAUUAAAAAAUAGAGGAAUUCUCACCAGAUGACCAGAAUCUGACUUUCUGCUGAGAUCUUGAGGACAGUUAACCUGCUCUGAUCUUACCUCUUUUAGUGAAUGUUAGUAGAAUGGCUUCUGUCUGUCUCAGAGAUGUUUUUAGCUUUAAUUGUUCUGGGACUCGUUAUCUCUCCUUGAUGAAAGGCACUGCCGACACAGAACAGGUGCUUAGUGACGUCAUCCUUCUUGUAACAGAAAUAAUUCCAAAAAGUGACGUUGAUUUUCUUUUUGUCAACAAGCAUUGAUCUUCAAAGGUCAGUGACGUGUCUUUUCUUUGUGCUAACGAGUCUUCAUCUUCGGCGGUUUUCUUUGGUUCGUUUCUCAUUUUGAAAUCGUUGAUGUUGUGCUGAGAAACACGUGCCCACCGAGGAUUGCAUACACCUCGCAGAAACGCGCACCGCUUAUAGUAGAGUGCUCCGUGUAAAUGUACGAUUUUAAACCCAUACAGUUCUUAUUUGUGGGGCUAAACAGUGAUGAGUGAAGUUCCGCAAGUAAUUUUCAGCGGGUAUGCGUAUCUCGUAGGACUGCACGAUAUAUCGUUUGAGCAUCAUCAUCGCGAUGUAGUGUGCGCUAUAGUCACAUGCAGAGCCUGCGAUGUCGAAGGCGAAUGAACUCAUCUAAUUUCAAUGGUAGUUGACUGACAUACACUGAAUGUGACUCUGCAUGUGCUGUGCAGCGAUCCACCAAUCACAUUCUUUCUGUACUCAGUUUCCAAUCAGACUAGCCUGCCAGCCAUCAGUCAAAAUCAGAGAGGAGGAAACCACGCCCCUGCACAUGGAGCGAGUUGCUGGCGCUGCUGGUGUUGUGCCGAGAAACUCAUACCCGCCGAGAAUUACUUUAGGAACAUUCCUCAUCACUGUUUAGCCCCACAAAUAAGAACAGUGUGGGUUUGAAAUAGUUCAUUUCCAUGGACCACUCUACUAUAAGCGGUGCGCGUUUCUGCGAGGUGUAUGCAAUCCUCAGCGGACAUGUUCUUGGCACAACGGUAACAACAACAAGGAUUGCAAAAUGAGAAACGAACAAGAGAAAACCACUGAAAAUAAAGACUUGUUGCCAAAAAAGAAAAGGAAAGUCAGUUAUCUGGAAUUAUUUCGGUUACAAGAAGGAUGAUGUCGACUAAAACACCUGUUCUGUGUCUGCAGUGUCUUUCACCUGUUGCCACAACAAGAGUAGGGCCCGACUGAUAUGGAUUUUUUUAAUACUGAUACUGAUUAUUAGGGGGGGGGGAUCUGAUUACCGAUUAAUCUGCCUAUUUUUAAAAAAAAUUUUAUGCGGUUUUAAAAUUUUGUUAAUUUAAGUAAUAUAUCUACAUAUUUACUUAUUUUUUUUAACAAAUGGCUGCUGUUGAGCCUUUCAAACACUUCUUCAAAGAAUUAAAGGCAGACAACUAAUUUCACGAUAUAUCGUGCAGCCCUACCACAGAUCAUCAGUUAUUACUUCACCUAACCAGUAGUAGGUAAUAUAUCUAACUGGUUAGUUGUACUGGUUCAGAGUAACUGGCAGGUGGAGGUUAAUUCCUCUGGAUUUAUGUAACAUGUAAAUGAAUGUUUCAUUCUGCAGGAGUCCGUUUGGUUAAAGAUGAUGUUGACCUUCAUCACUAAACACCUUCAUCCUCUUCUGUCUGGCUCCGCCCUCUCUGGUAGGUCAGCCUCAGUGUUGUGUGAAUUAAAAACAGUAAAGAACACACAGACAGCUGAGUUUACAGGUUUUAUCACACACUUUGACAUCAGAGAGAGGUCACUUCACACCUGUCCUGUCAGGUGGUCAAAGAGCGGCUCUCUGGGGUCAGAGGUCAUAAUGAGUGUGUUAUUAUUGUGGGUUUUAGGAGGCAGUGUGUGUCCUGAUGACCUGUGUGUGUGUGUGGUGAAGAAGAUCCAGAAGAACAUGGCAGUUACACACAGCUUACCUGUGAGCUACAGGUGUGUUCACAGUUAUUGACCGGCCACAAAUUAAAAGAUUAGCUUGACAUAUUUGUCAUACCCUAAGUGAUAAAUCUAACCUUUGACCCCUGCUGACCUGUCACCAGGCCCCUCUCUGUCUCUGAGCUGCUCUCUAAACAGCACCUGGCCUGCGUCAGUAACCUGUCUUGGAGCACAAAUCAGCAGAGAGCGUGGGAGAAGGAGGCGGAGCUUGCCCUGCCUGGACAGCGGGCUCUGCCGCGGGUCAACUUGCUUCUGAUUGGUUAUCUAAGCGGAGGAGGUGGAGACUUGUGGCUGAAGGACACCAGUGGCAGUGUCAGGUUUGAGGUAAGAGGGCAGGUGUGAUCCCUGAUACCUGGCAGGGUCCAUUUGUCAAAGGUGACAGGAAGUACAGGUGUCAGUGAUGUGUCCGUCUCACCUGUGUGAUUGAAAACGGAAUAUUAGCCGAGUCAUUAAAUUCAUGUUCGUUCACCUGUCUCUGUUCACCUGUCUCUCCAUCCGCAGUGCCUAUCUCCGUCUCCUCUGUGGCUGAAUCAUCUCAUCUUCCUCCGGCACUGGAACUACAUCCCCCACAAUUCCACAGGGCAGGAUGGGACACAAACAGAAGGCCAUGUGGAGCUGGUUGGUUCUCCCAUCCUGCUGUUUCCUGGUUCUGAGCAGGGAUUGGCUGUUGGUCCUCGUGAAGGGGCGGGUCUUAGUGGAGUAGUUGGAGUCAGACAAGCUGUUGGAUUAAUGAGGAAAAGGUGGGCCGCUUGACCUUUGACCCCUGAUCUUUGCAUGAGGUGCAGAGUGAAAGACUUGAUUUGUCACAUGACCCCCUGUGUCUGUGCGUCUGUCCCUCAGGACUCAUGGACAGCGUCUGUCAGUCUGGGGUACGGUGGGUUCAGUUUGCCCCCUGCUGGUCGUAUCAGGAACAUCGUUCUUCUUUUUCUGGCUGACAGACGACUCUCACAGUUUACCUGUGCUCGUCAAGGUACCUGAUCAUAGAGAUAUCAUCAUGUAGACUGAACUCUACAGUCCCCCCUGAUGUGCUGUCCACACCUGUCCACACCUGUCCACACCUGUCCACACCUGUCUCUCUGUCUCUCUGCAGGACAGCAGCAGGCUGUGCUGGUCUCGGUGUUUGUGUGUCGGUCAGAGUGUGUGUGUGACGGCGCUGCGUGUGUGUGUCUUACAAUGCUGGAGAGGAAACAACAUCCUGAGUGUGACUGAGCGGUCCCAAAUACACUCCAACUACACACACACCAAAGAGAGCGCACACACUGACACACAACAGGACACGCCCCCAGAGCAGAUGAUGUCACAUGGUGAUGGUGAUGAUGAUGGCGAUGAUGUCUACGAGGAGGCGGGGUCUGAGAGGGUCAUUCUCCAAUCAGGUGUCAGGAUGAAGCGUUCCAGAGUCAUCAGUUACCAGGUAAAUACAGGUAAAUCAAAGCUCUGAUUGGCCGACAGAGUGUUACCUGUAUGAUAAGCCCCACCCCUCUCCUCUGAUAGGGCACUGUGACUGAGGUGGUGAGUGAGGGGGCGGGACUUUAUGUGAUUGACAGGAAGGUGGGUCUGUGCCUGGCCUAUCAGCCAAACCUGAGGAGGAAACUACGAGAAGGAGACUCUGUGGAGGUGAGACAACACACAGGUGAGACAUCAUACAGGUGAGACAACACACAGGUGAGACAACAUACAGGUGAGACAACAUACAGGUGAGACAACAUACAGGUGAGACAACACACAGGUGAGACAACACACAGAUGAGACAACAUACAGGUGAGACAUCACACAGGUGAGACAACACACAGGUGAGACAACACACAGGUGAGACAACAUACAGGUGAGACAACAUACAGGUGAGACAACAUACAGGUGAGACAACACACAGGUGAGACAACACACAGAUGAGACAACAUACAGGUGAGACAUCACACAGGUGAGACAACACACAGGUGAGACAACACACAGGUGAGACAACAUACAGGUGAGACAACACACAGGUGAGACAACAUACAGGUGAGACAACACACAGGUGAGACAACACACAGGUGAGACAACACACAGGUGAGACAACAUACAGGUGAGACAUCAUACAGGUGAGACAACACACAGGUGAGACAACAUACAGGUGAGACAUCAUACAGGUGAGACAACAUACAGGUGAGACAACACAGGUGAGACAACACACAGGUGAGACAACACACAGGUGAGACAACAUACAGGUGAGACAUCAUACAGGUGAGACAACACACAGGUGAGACAACAUACAGGUGAGACAUCAUCAAGGUGAGACAACACACAGGUGAGACAACAUACAGGUGAGACAACAUACAGGUGAGACAACACACAGGUGAGACAACAUACAGGUGAGACAACACACAGGUGAGACAACACACAGGUGAGACAACAUACAGGUGAGACAACACACAGGUGAGACAUCAUACAGGUGAGACAUCAUACAGGUGAGACAACAUACAGGUGAGACAACAUACAGGUGAGACAACAUACAGGUGAGACAUCAUACAGGUGAGACAUCAUACAGGUGAGACAACACACAGGUAAGACAACACACAGGUAAGACAACAUACAGGUGAGACAACAUACAGGUGAGACAACAUACAGGUGAGACAACACACAGGUGAGACAACACACAGGUAAGCCACAGAUCUUGACGGUGCUAACUGACCUAUUACUGUCUCUGCCUGCAGCUCCAUCAUGUCCACUUCCUGUAUCGGCCCUGUCCUGACUUCCCUCCCAGCAUGCUUUGCACCUGUCUGCGCUCCACCCUCAAAGUGACCUCCUUCAGCAGGGUGGGGGGGUCAUCACCUGUCUCCACCUGCCCUGGAGAUGGAGUGUUACCACGGUUACUGCUGGAGAAAAACGUGGGCGUGUCUGAGUACCUGUGGGCGUGUCACCUGAGCUCACAGCUCGCUCACAGGUGAGUCCACCUGGAUGAAGGUGUCCCUGCAGGACAGGUAUACACAAGUAUGAGGACGUACACCUCAUUAAGAUGUCCACCUGUCUUCAGUCUUCUCCCUAGAGUGUCGAGGCAGCAGUGUGUCUGUGUGUUGUCCUGGAAGAUGAUGGAGGACGUGUGGGGACAAGGUGAAAAUGGACGGAGAGACAUCUACUCUGAGAUGCUGGAUGAACCUCACACCUGUCCCCUGACACAGGUAGAUGCACCUGAUCUGUCCAGUGUCCAUGCAUCACCACCCUGCUGUGUCUCUGUCUCUGUCUCCACAGUACCUUGUUGUCCCUUCACUGUCUCUGUCUCUGUCUCCACAGUACCUCGUUGUCCCUGCCGUCCAUCAGUACAUGAGUGUUUCAGAGCUCACUGAGUCCCUCCGGUCAGAGUCCUGGUCCUCCUUGUCCCUGAGAUCUCUGCUGCCCCCUGAUGGAUCCAGUCUGAAGAGUUCUGAGAUCAACUCUAAACUGGCCUGGUCCUGCAGGACCCUGACCUCUGACCCCCAGAAAAACCUGCAGAGUGGAGACGGACUCAGGUGAACCGUGUCCUCUGACCCUCAGACCACUGUUGUGUCUGUGUCUGUAGUGUGUGUGUCUGUAGUGUGUGUGUCUGUAGUGUGUGUGUCUGUAGUGUGUCCCACUGAUCAUCUCUAGUGUUCACCUCUCUCUCUCUCUCUCUCUCUCUCUCUCUCUCUCUCUGACAGACAGCGCCCCCUGCUGUUAGUUGGUGUUCUGGAGCUCCCGUCCCAGUCUUCUGAUCACAGUCUUCACCUCAGAGACAGGACAGGUGCUGUCGCCUGUGUCGUCACGGAAACCAGUAUGGUAGAAGAGGAAGAGCAGACAGCUGUCUUCAACACUGCCUGGAUUGGUAACACACACACACACACACACACACACACACACACACACACACAGCCUACCAAUGACCUUUGACCUUAGUGAUUGUGUGUGUGUGUUUGUGUGUGUGUGGCAGGUUGUCUGGUGUGUAUCAAGCAAUUCACCAUGGUAACAGAAAAGUCCAUCCAAUCAGAUUUCCCCUCCUACCAGCACCUGGACCAGGAGAAGUACAUCACACAUAGACACUGCAGGUACACACACACACACAUGCGCGCACACACACACACACACACACACACACAGAUAAAUGUGUGUGUGUUGUGUGUCUGACAGGGUGUACCUGCAGUUUUCUCUGGACCAUGUUUACAUGCCAAGUCCAUCAGUUGCCAUGGUAACACACCUGCAACAGAAAGGGGUGGAGUCAGGGGGCAGGGCAACAAAAAGAAGGCCAACAGAGGAUGAGGUCGAUGGAGCGAAGAAGAGAAGAAGAAGAGAAAAAGGCCCCGCCCACUCUGCCUCCACCUCUGUUCCCGUGACAACCACUGCUGUUGGUGGCAGUUCCUGCCCCUGCGUUUCCAUGGUGAUAACGGCAAAGGAUAAGGAGGGUGUGGCCUGGAAGAACUUGGGGGCGGGGUUAGAGGAUGGGGAGGCGGGGCUGACACUGUGCUUUUCCAUGAGAGCUGCUGUGAUUGGUCCAGUGGUCAGCUGGAGUCAGGACCCAAAGAACGGACCAAUGACAGACAGCGAGGCAGACGCAGGGAGGGAGGACCAGGUAAGAAACAUCCCACAGGUAAAAACCUGUCCCAUCAUGCACCUGUGCUCAGUGGGUCAGCUGUUCCCUGUGUACAGGUGGUGCUGGUGUUCUCAGGUGUGUCAGCUCGCUGGUUUCCUGUCCUCCAACCCGGGUCCUUCUACAGACUCGUCGCUCCAAACACUCAGGUAUACACACCUGUGACAGUGAGGCAGGGGGCGGGGCUACCUGUGCUGGAGACAUAUCUGACUCCUGAUUGGUCCAUCUGUCCUUCCUUCAGGAUCAAAGUCUUCUAAAUGGCUGUGAUGUUUCUGGGCAGAGCCAAGUGCAACUACACACGGACUCCACUCUGCAGAUUCAGUCUGAUUGGAGGUUCAACACUCUGACACGCCCACUGCUGCUGCACACCUCCAGACAGGUAAACACCCCUUCAGACCACAGGUGGGUGUUUACUCCUCUACCUUCGAUAAAGUCUCUCUCUCUCUCUCUCUCUCUCUCUUUCUCUCUCUCUCUCAGGCUCUCUCGCCCACAGUCCUCUCUGUCUCUGACGUGGUCGACUGCAGGUAAACCUCAUGGAUCACUGAGUGUCUGAAACAUAAACUGGAUUAUUUCCCCUCAGACCUCACAGUGUGUGUGUGUGUGUGUGUGUGUGUGUGUGUGUGUGUGUGUGUGUGUGUGUGUGUGUGUGUGUGUGUGUGUGUGUGUGUGCGUGUGCGCGUGUGCGUGUUCAGGUCAGAGCUGGUGUGUUUUCAGGCUCUGGUGUCUGACAGAAUCAGUCUUGACAACAGGACCAGUGACUCUGCUCACACAGGUACAGACAGACAGGGGUGCUUUUAUUUUGAAGGGUCACAGCCUGAAUGCUUUUAUUGUGAAGAGCAGCAGGUUUCACAUUUGUUUAUUUUAGCGCUGCCUGAACCGGAUUCAUUGGUUAAAAUUUGAGAAUAGUGUUUGCUGUAACCCUGUGAAUUAGCAGACGCUUUGUGAUUGGCUGUGUGGAGGAGGAGGCGGGACUACAGAUUGUCAGCUGUCUUGUUUACUGACACUGUACACACUGUUGUCUGUUUGUGUGCAGGUGUGCGACUCACAGUUUGUGAUGACACUGGAACAAGCCUCCAGGUGUACCUGGACUUUAGCCACACCCCUUAUCCACCUGGCCUGUUGCCUGGUAACAAACUGCUGCUGUCUGCUUUUCAGAGGAAAACUUCCAGGUAUGAAAAACAAAAAACAAACAAACAACCCCCUCAGAGGAGCUUUAAGCAAGUUAAGUCGAUCCGCACUUUGUCUUUAAAUGUGCGUGUGUGUGUGUGCGCGUGUGUGUGUGCGUGUGUGUGUGUGUGUUUAGGUCUGGAGGUGUGUACUGCAAGUGUUUACCUGUCAGCUCAGUGACCGUCCUCAAACUUGGAGAAACCAGGUAACCUCCUCUAACGAUGGUUGUGGAUCAGGUCAUGUGACUGACUCUGAGCUCCAAUCAGAAGAGGUCACCUGCUCUGCUGUCAGUCAGUCUUUAUGGUCUCAGGCUGUGUCCGAAAUGAAUCAGUCAACCCCUAACCCCCAUAUGGGGUUUCACGGUAUACUUGACUAUGCAGUGAACUCAACCACCAGAGGUUUCAGACACUACAUGGCAAGACGCAAUGCAUGAUGGGAUGCCCACCACCAGUGAGUGACCAUCACUCGUAGAUGUGGUCACUACAUUUUGCAAUGCUUUAUGGGAAAUUUUGAGUCGCCUAUCCAUCUUAUUCUUGGGGGCGCUGAUGAAGAAUUGAUUAUGGGCGCAACUUCCAGUUAUGCACUGGAAGUAGUAGUAAGGCAAGGGGUUUGCCGGCAGCGUUCAAUUCCUGUGAAGGUUUAUUUAAGUUCCCUGUUAGUUUUUCGCGAUCAAGCCCAGCAGUAUGUCCUCAUGCAGCCCGGGAACAUGUUGCGCAGUUUGCGGUUGUAUGAACCAGACGAAGCUCAAUAUGUGGAUACGAGAGCAAUGUCUAACUCAGAGCCAGUGUUCAUGUGACAGUCGGUACCAUUUCCAUCGCCUGUCGAUCAAAGAGGAACCCAGAAGGAUGUGGCUGAAAAACCUGAAUUACAGGCGCAACUUCUGGUGAUGCUCCAGAAGAAGUAAGGCAAGGGGUUUGCCGGCGGUGUUCGAUUCCUGUGGAGGUUUAUUUAAAAGUUCCCCGUUAGCUUUUCACGAUUAAGCCCAGCAGUAUGAGUUGCACAGUCCGCGGUUGUACGAACAACCAGACAAAGCUCAAUAAAUGGAUACAAGAGCUAUGUCUUGAACACGCACCUCUAACUAAGAGCCAGUGUUCAUGUGACAGUCGGUACCGUUUCCAUCGCCUAUCGAUCGAAGAGGAACCAAGAAGGAUGUGGCUGGAAAACCUGAAUUUAAAAAGACCACCAAAAACAUUGUCCUCUUUUCAAUUCGUGGACAAAAAGCCCACGGAAGCACACCCAUACCCUACUUGUGGUCAGGACAUGAUAAACCACUGGUGAAAAGACGCCGGUGCUAAACAGGAAUCACAGCAGUGUUACGGGAGCAACAGGUAAGAUUUAAUGUGUACGGAGGACACAGCACUAGGCAAAUAGGCAAUAACAUGUUUUAUCCUUUCCUGAACAGCUGAUGUGUAAGCUGCGUUUGGACGACUCGUCAGUAUGAAGCUAAAAUGCCACAAUUUCAGGAAAGAGUUGCAGUUGUAGCUGUUCUUAUGUUCGAGGAUUUCCCUGGGUUUCUGGAGUGCAUAAAUGAUGUGGUUUUUGGUGGGAAGUAGUGGGGUUCAUGGAAGUUGAAUGGGGUGGAAUCGAUGUGAAUAAAAAAAUCCUAAUGCGUCAUGUCUUCAUAAUCAUACGCAGUUGUCAACAAGGCGAAAUAGGCUAUCGGUCACGCCCACAAUUAACGGAACGGCUCAUGGGGUCCCAUGAAAUAUAGAACUUUGAUACCUGCUGAUGUUCCAUUCUUACAGAUGCACUUGUUAUUAGCGCCAUCAUUUGUCAACAAACGCCGCUUCCGGUCCAUACCGGAAGUCGCACCCAUAAUUCACACAAGAGCUCAUGGGAGAUCGGAAUAAGGUGGAUGUGGGGCACUGGAAUUGAUCACUCAGGUUUGGGACACCCCUCAAAAUGGCGCCAACCCCCAUAUAGUCACCUUUGUAGGGGUUAGGGAUCCAUUUUGGACACAGCCUCAGGACCUUAGCAUACGGAGCCGGUCCAGACUGUGCUGCAGGUGUUCUCUUCAGGUAUGUUCUUAUCCUGAUGUGUUUCCGUUCAGCUCUGCUCAGCCCCCUCCAGCUCCCAUGAUGCAUCUGGGUAUGUGGGCAUUCAGCAGACAGCAGAGGAGCAUUGUGGGCCAGGUCAAAGGUCACAUGGUGUGUUUCCUGUUCCUGCAGCUGCAGUGGAUCUGUUCUCUGUGUGGGAGUCUCUACAGACAGGUGAGUCUCUGUUAACUCUGCACUAUUGUGGAGGGGGGUACCUGAUCACGUUAGAUCACAGCGGUGUUUUCUACACAAAACGUUAAAGUGGAGGGGAGACAGAGGUGAUCCGGUUUUCAGCCGACCAAUCAGAAUCAAGUAGUAAAGACAGCUAGGAAAAAGGACGAUCUGCUUUAUACUCAAGAUGUCUCUCUCUCUCUCAGUCUUGUUCCAGCUCUGAGUGUCACUCGACCUCUUCAGUUUUUGACUCGAGAGCGAGGUAAGACCCUGUGUGUGUGUGUGUGUGUGUGUGUGUGUGUGUGUGUGUGUGUGUGUGUGUGUGUGUGUGUGUGUGUGUGUGUGUCCUGCUGGAAAAGGAGACCAGUAUCUCCACACAGCUUGUUAGCAGGUGACUGUAUCAGGUGUGACUUCUUGACCCUCUGAACUUCUCCCUCACCCCCUAAUCUCCACCUUCAUCCUGAUCGUCUCCUAAAAGGUCGUAUCCUCCGAUCGUAGCUGAUCGUAACCAUUCAAGUUAACGUGUCAAUUUACACCGACUUCUUUUCAAAAUAAAACAUCCGGCUUCUUUUCAAAAUAAAACACUCCGUGUUUCAGGAGGAUCGUAUUUCACACCAUGCAAACGGGCGGAGACGAACAAGUGAAAGGUUUUUAGACGUCAUUUCACCCCGAUGACACCAUGGAUGAGGAGAUGCUGAUUCUAGAAGUCUAGAAGUAGAUUUCCUCCUCUGGAAGGACACAAUCUACUGCUUAUAUGUCUAUGUGUCUGUCUUUAUAGAGACAACUCGUUAUCGUGAGACUGAACGUGAAUCUGUGGGUUCUUGUGAGUUCUCACAAUUCCGCAAUCCGCCACGAAAUUCGUCUCACAAACUAAUCCGAUGGGAAUUUGGGCGGAUGGCGAAAAUCACCGCCGUUCCGGAUGCUGUGAAAAUUGGGGGUCGUUGAUAUUACACUGAGAGACCAACAGGAGGAGCUGGUUCAGGGUCUUGAUAGCAGGGAUACUUGUAGUCCACUUCCUGGACUCGUCUUUGUUUAGAGGCUCAUUGAGGGUCUUCUGGACUUUUGUCAGGUCAUCAGUCUGAACCAUGACCGCGGUCUUUGUCCAGAACCAGAGUGAGAGAAUCAAGGUUCAGUGCACCUGUGCAGGUGUGUUUACACUCCAUCAGCUGAUCCGUUAUGUGUGUAUCAUUGUGUGUAUUAUUGUGUGUGUUAUUGAUCAGGCUGGUGAUCGACGACGGCACAGGUGAGGCUUACGUCAGCUUCUCAGGUUCUCUGGUUCGUACUCUGCUGGGAUUGGCUGAUUCUCAGUGGGAGGGGCUUCAGAGAGCGGUCAAAGUCAGAGGUCACGUCAGAAUCUCCCCGCGAGAGCCGAGCCUGGUCAGUAUCACUUCCUGUUUGUCACCAUGGUAACUGUCCAGUCAGUUUGUGUAGUCACCUGUGUGUGUGUGUGUGUCUCAGGUGUGUGACUCGGAGGACCCCCUCCUGCUCUACCUGGCGUGUUUGUGCAGGAGUGAGGUGGCGUGUCGUCAGCUCUCUCUCACCUGCAGGAGGAGCACCAAUCAGAGAGCAGAAGGUGAGGGACACAAAGAUCUUCUAUUGUCUCACUCUGACGGAGUUUUAGACGUGAUGGAGAGGCGGGAGAUGAGGGGGUCUUCUCAGUCGGUGACCAUGUGACCUUGUUGCUAUAGCGACAGUUCCAUGACGUAACUGUGAAGAGCUGGAGUGAUGUCACACCUGAUCACCUGACCAGGAUGUUUGUGUUUCAGAGACAAAGAGGUUCAGCCGAGGAGAGCGAGACUUCGUCACCAGGAAGACUCUGCCCGUACAGCUCACCUGUCUGUCAUUCCACUGAUGACCUCACCUGAGAUUCAGCAGCAGGAAGGGGCGGGGCCAGCUCACCUGUAUUCUCGUACUGUUUCUAUGUUUAAGUUAUUCAAGGAGGUUAAAGUCAUUUUAGGUUUUCUGUAAAACCAACUCUUUCCCUCUAAACCAGCUGACUGAAUCAGUCGUGAGUCACACCUGAGGCAGGUGAAAACUGUCGUUAACAGACUUUAUAGACUUGUUCAGCGUUCGCAGUAUUUCCAUGAUUAUGGAGCUCUGAGCUGAAAUAAAAGAUAUUUAAUUUAC
Xyrichtys novacula (pearly razorfish) is the source of this 28527-nucleotide messenger RNA. The record is from the annotation of a GenBank genome assembly. Lineage: Eukaryota; Metazoa; Chordata; Actinopteri; Labriformes; Labridae.